Molecule: messenger RNA, 795 nt
Organism: Neomonachus schauinslandi (Hawaiian monk seal)
Lineage: Eukaryota; Metazoa; Chordata; Mammalia; Carnivora; Phocidae
Product: OCIA domain-containing protein 1-like
Cellular component (GO): endosome
Source: RefSeq, a predicted model, not a curated record
AUGAAUGGGAGGGCUGAUUUUCGAGAGCUGAAUGCAGAAGUUCCAAGACCAAUUCCCCACAUAGGGGCUGAUUACAUUCCAACUAAAGAAGAAAGAAGAGUCUUCGCAGAGUGCAAUGAUGAAAGCUUCUGGUUCAGAUCUGUUCCUUUGGCUGCAACAAGUAUGUUGAUUACUCAAGGAUUAAUUAGUAAAGGAAUCCUUUCAAGUCAUCCUAAAUAUGGUUCCAUCCCUAAACUUAUAUUUGCUUGUAUCAUGGGAUACUUUGCUGGAAUUUCUUACGUGAAAACUUGCCAAGAGAAGUUCAGAAAUCUUGAGAAUUCCCAUCUGGGAGAAGCUUUACACUCAGCUUUACAGUCACGGCAAUCUUCACCAUCUGGGCACUAUUCUCAGAAGUCAAAAUAUGACUCGAAUUUGGGUGGUCAUUCAUCUUUUGUGACAUCUCCAGCCGCAGACAACAUAGAAAAAGAGAUGCUUCCUCAUUAUGAGCCAAUUCCAUUCAGUGCUUCUAUGAAUGAAUCUACUCCCACUGGUAUUACUGAUCAUAUUGCCCUAGGACCUGAUCCCAACCCUGAAGAAAGUCCUAAGAGAAAAAAUAUUACAUAUGAGGAAUUAAGGAAUAAGAACAGAGAGUCAUAUGAAGUAACUUUAACACAUAAGACUGACCCCUCAGUCAGGCCUAUGCAGGAAAGAAUGCCAAAAAAAGAAGUCAAAGUAAACAAAUAUGGAGAUACUUGGGAUGAGUGAAAAAUUGCAUCAUUGGACCUACUGAAAGCGUUUCAAUAUCCAGCUUUAUCU